Ornithorhynchus anatinus (platypus) is the source of this 3132-nucleotide messenger RNA. It is a transcript of the gene NPY1R, whose product is annotated as neuropeptide Y receptor Y1. Gene Ontology annotation, molecular function: neuropeptide Y receptor activity; neuropeptide binding. The record is from RefSeq and is a predicted model, not a curated record. Gene Ontology annotation, biological process: G protein-coupled receptor signaling pathway. Bases 679 to 1833 code for a protein of 384 amino acids. The transcript has 6 exons. Lineage: Eukaryota; Metazoa; Chordata; Mammalia; Monotremata; Ornithorhynchidae. Gene Ontology annotation, cellular component: plasma membrane; neuron projection.
GCGCGUGUGUGAGUCUGGGUUGCUUUGGCGUGCGCCCCUCGUUCCUGCGGAUGCGUGCGCCUGGGCGGCUAGCUGGCGAGGCACGCCUGCCUCGGAGGGGCUUCUCUAUUUUGGCCGCAUCUCUUUCACGAUCACUAGGCAACCCACCCCCAGCUGGGCGAUUUAAAGCACCUUCCUCCUCCAGAAGCGAAGAGGACGGUGCCCCGCCGCGGGCUCCAAGAACUGUCGGGGACCAGCCACUCUAUGAAGAAGUCUAUCAUUUUUAUUGUUUUUUAAAUUACUCUCAAGCUUCAGUGGAUGUUUUCUCACCCUAAUAUAUUGGGAUUUGGUGAAUAGCAGUUCCAAGUUUGCCCAAUGGUUUUUGAAGAUGUUGAGCAAAACUAUUACUAGCUCAGAUCCUGGAGGUCUUCCAUUAUUUGUUCUUCUCCAUCUCGAGAGCUUUACCGUCUCCUAUCAUUUGAUUAUUACUUUUGUUAGCCAAUUUUCCACCCUUGACAAAACAGCCCUCCAAUCCCGUGAUUACUCAAUUGUGCAAGAUUAUCAAGGAAAUGAAGAGUUCUGGGAAAAUUUUAGUUACUGUUCUUCUCCUAGAAGAAUGAGAACAUGCUGAGCCUUUGAAUUGCUUUGAGGAAAUAUACAUUCCACUGAAGAAAUCUACACUACCCCCGUAGACCGAAAAUGAAUACAACGGCAUUUUCCUACGUCGAGAACCAUUCCGUCGAGUAUAAUUUUUCAGAGAAGAAUUCCCAGUUUCUGCCCUUCGAGGAUGACGAAUGCCACGUGCCCUUGACUAUGGUCUUUACGUUGGCCCUGGCUUAUGGAGCCGUCAUCAUCCUUGGGAUCUCCGGAAAUCUGGCCUUGAUCAUCAUCAUCUUAAAACAGAAGGAGAUGAGGAAUGUCACCAAUAUCCUCAUCGUGAAUCUCUCCUUCUCGGACCUCCUGGUGACAAUUAUGUGUCUCCCCUUUACUUUCGUCUACACUCUGAUGGACCACUGGGUCUUUGGCGAGCCAAUGUGCAAACUGAAUCCUUUCGUGCAGUGCGUCUCCAUCACCGUCUCCAUCUUCUCCCUGGUUCUCAUUGCCAUCGAACGCCAUCAGCUGAUCAUCAAUCCCCGUGGCUGGAGGCCAAAUAACAGACACGCGUACAUGGGGAUCGCGGUCAUCUGGGUCCUCGCCGUGGCGUCUUCUCUGCCUUUCGUGAUCUACCAGGUACUGUCCGACGAGCCGUUCCAAAACGUGACGCUUGAAGCGUUCAAGGACAAGUACGUGUGCUUUGAUCAGUUUCCUUCAGACUCUCACAGGCUGUCUUACACCACCGUCCUCCUGCUGCUCCAGUACUUUGGCCCACUCUGUUUCAUAUUUAUUUGCUACUUCAAGAUCUACAUCCGUCUGAAAAGGAGGAACAACAUGAUGGACAAGAUGAGAGACAAUAAGUACAGGUCUACCGAAACCAAAAGAAUCAAUAUCAUGCUCCUGUCCAUCGUGGUCGCCUUUGCCGUCUGCUGGCUGCCGCUCACCAUCUUCAACACCGUGUUCGACUGGAAUCACCAGGCCAUUGCCACCUGUAAUCAUAAUCUGCUGUUCCUGCUCUGCCACCUCACAGCCAUGAUCUCCACCUGCGUCAACCCCAUCUUUUAUGGGUUCCUCAACAAGAACUUCCAGAGAGACUUACAGUUCUUCUUUAACUUCUGUGAUUUUCGCUCCCGGGACGAUGACUAUGAAACCAUAGCCAUGUCCACCAUGCACACAGAUGUUUCUAAGACAUCUUUAAAACAAGCAAGCCCGGUCGCAUUUAAAAAAAUCAAUCCCAGUGAUGAUACCGAAAAAAUCUGAAGCUGCCAGCAGCCUAACCGUCCUAGCAGGCAGCUGUCUAAAGACAAGCACAACCCCAGAUGAUUCCCUGUUAUUUUCUUUUUCCGAGGAGAACGGUAAUGCCCCUUUAGAAACAACACGAAUGUUCUUGUGUUGCCUUUUCACUCCGUUAGUUGUCACAGUAAUUAAUUUGAAUGAAAAUGCCAGCUGUGUUCUGACCUUCUCCUGCAGAUGGUUUCCAUCGGAAGUCUGCGGUUCCCUUUUAUGUUAUGCACUUGUACACAAGUAACGUACAUAUUGUAUUUAUUCCAAAGCGUUUUCUUCAAAACUGUCUCUACAAGUACUAACAAUCUGAUGCUUUUGUGAUUUUUCAGUGCUCAGCCACUGGAUUGGUUAAUUCUGAUUGAAUUUGAACAGUUUCAGUCUACUGUUGAGGACUCAUGAAAAUCACAUCCAGUGUGUGGAAAUCAUCGAGUUAGAACGUACUUCUUGCCAGGCAACAGACUCAAUUAAGGAGUUACCUGAAUUUUCAUCAUCUAAAGAGAAAAUUGAACUUGAUUCAUAGUUUCAUCCGAUAUUGCAUGAAAAACAACCCAAAGCACUUCUUAACUGUUAAUAUACCAAGAAAUCAGAACGUAUACACACACAGACACACACACACACAUACACACACAAACAUAUAUAUAUAUAUAUAUAUAAAGUGAAAAAACCAUGUCUAUGACUUAAAAUGGGUAUUUAAAAUCCUAAGCUUUUUAGGUAAUAUAACACAAUCUAAUGUCGUUACAAUAGAUCGUGGGUAUUCGGAUUUCCUAAUAACCGAAUGAAUUCUCCCACCUGAGAGGCAACUCGGCAAUUGUAAAAUUCCUUAACAGCCUUUUACAUAUUGUCUUUAAAAGUUUCCCAUUUUGACAAGCAGUACAGUAUAUAGGAAUGCAAAGUGUACUUCUCUGUAUGCAUCGGUGCCUAUACUAACAACUGAUUUCACAUCUUCAUUACACAUCUCUCCGAAAAAGGGGUAGUCAAGAUUGAUGAGAAUGAAUGUACACCACAGUUACCAUGGGUACAUAUCUGGAAACUGAGAGUACAUUGUUUUGCCAGUGUUUACCAGUCAAAGACUAACUGUGCCUUGUGCAGUCCUAUAAAUAGUGUACUAUAUAAAACACUCAGCCAUUUGUGUUUAUGUAUUAAUAUCCUUAAUUCCAUGUAUCUUUUAGUUGGGAUUGAUUUUUGGAACCAAAAAGGAAAGGCAUAUUUUAGAACAAGACAUACCCUAAGCUCAUUGUAUGGACAAUCUAUUAAAAAAAGGCUUUUGUUUUAGAA